This is a messenger RNA of Pogona vitticeps (central bearded dragon), 2143 nucleotides long. The record is from RefSeq and is a predicted model, not a curated record. NCBI's taxonomy places the organism in Eukaryota, Metazoa, Chordata, Lepidosauria, Squamata, Agamidae.
GUUCUCCGAGGAGGAGGAAGCGUCUAGGGUGGGGGAGGGGAAUCUGGUGUUCGCGGAGGGGGGUGCCUUUCAUCGGCCGUUAAGCCAUAAAAACAAAAAAGCAAAGAGCGAGAAGCCAAAGUCUCCAGGGGCUCACAGGAAAUCUCUCACACCACACAUUUUACUAAACGUUGGAAAAGCUCCUUAAGGCUACCCGUUCCUGGGUGGGAAUUGGCCUCAGGGCGAGUGCAAGGAGGAAGAAGAGGAGGUCACAGACAUGAGAAAGAGAAUCUCAAGGAGCCACUUGUUCUGCCACUGACAAGAAUUAGGUGUGGAGCAGGAAACAAAGCACUUAGACACCCAAAAGGCAGAAAAGAAGCCAGCCAAUGACAGAGGAAAAAACAUCCAGCCUCUCAGGAUCUUGAUGUUUGAGAAUUCCUGACCAUAUGAAAAAAAAGGAGUGAGUUUCCCAUCAGCAGAAAUACAUUCACACAUAUCUUAGAGUUGAAGAAAAAGAAGAGACCGCUGGCGGGGGAAGCAAAAGAGCAUGGAACAGGAAAACAGCAUAACUAUGAAUAAUACUUUUUCACAUGAAAAAAUCCUGACCAAAAAAACCCCAUUUAAAUGUCUACAGGAUGGAGAGAGCUUUUGUAACCUAAGUGCACAUCAAAGAACUCACAAAGGGGAGAAACCAAAUGAAUGCAUGGAAUGUGGAAAGAGCUUCAGUCACAGUAGUGCCCUAAGUAAACAUCUACGGACUCACACAGGGGAGAAACCUUAUAAAUGCAUGGAAUGUGGAAAGAGCUUCAGUAUAAGUAGUGGCCUUAUUAUACAUCAAAGAACUCACACGGGGGAGAAGCCAUAUGAAUGCAUGGAAUGUGGAAAAAGCUUCAGCCAAAGUAGUAUCCUCAGUAGACAUGAAACAAUUCACACAGGAGACAAACAUUAUAAAUGCAUGAACUGUGGAAAGAGCUUUAAAAAUAGCAGUGCCCUGAGUAAACAUCAAAAAAUUCACAAAGGUGAGAAACCAUAUAAAUGCGCACAAUGUGGAAAAGAUUUCAGUAACAGCAGUAGCCUUCAUAUACAUCAAAGAACACACACAGGGGAAAAACCACAUAAAUGCAUGAAAUGUGGAAAGAGCUUCAGUGAGAAAAAUACCCUUAGUUUACAUCUACGAACUCACACAGGGGAGAAACCAUAUAAAUGUAUGGAAUGUGGAAAAACCUUCAGUUGCAACAGUAGCUUUCAUUCACAUCAAAGAGUUCACACUGGGGAGAAACCAUAUAAAUGCAUGGUAUGUGGAAAGAGUUUCAGUGGCAGCAGUUACCUUAGUUUACAUCAAAGAAUUCACACUGGGGAAAAACCAUAUGAAUGCAUGGAAUGUGGGAAGAGUUUUUGUGACAGUGGAUCAUAUGCUAAACAUCAAAGAACCCACACUGGGGAGAAACCAUAUAAAUGCAUGGAAUGUGGAAAGAGUUUUAGCCAAACUAGUAUCCUCGAUAGACAUCUAAGAACUCACACAGGGGAAAAACCACAUAAAUGCAUGAAAUGUGGAAAGAGCUUCAGUGAGAGUACACUUAGUUCACAUCAAAGAACCCACACAGACGAAAAACCAUAUGAAUGCAUGGAAUGUGGAAAGAGUUUCAGAGACAGAAAGAUUCUUGUUUCACAUCAAAGAACUCACACAUUGGACAAACCAUAUGAAUGUAUGGAAUGUGGAAAGUGUUUCAGACACAGCAGUAGUCUCAGGUUACAUCAAAGAACACACACUGGGGAGAAACCAUAUAAAUGCAUGGAAUGUGGAAAGAGUUUUAGCCAAACUAGUAUCCUCGAUAGACAUCUAAGAACUCACACAGGGGAAAAACCACAUAAAUGCAUGAAAUGUGGAAAGUACUUCAGUCGCAGCCAUCACCUCAGGAGUCAUCAAAGAAGCCACAUAGGAGAAACCAUAUAACUGCAUGGAAUGAGCUGCAGUUUCAUCAGUAGCCUUUGUUUACAUCAACGAACUCGUACAGAGGAGAAAGUCUUACUGGACAUGAAACAGUUCCAGGGGCAAAACCAUACAUGAUAAAAGGAAUGUGAAAAGAGUUACAGUACUAGUGAAAACCUUAUUUAAUACCAAAGAGUGACUGUUAUUUCUCAUAUAUGGAACAUGCUGAUGUUU